Molecule: messenger RNA, 1380 nt
Organism: Epinephelus fuscoguttatus (brown-marbled grouper)
Lineage: Eukaryota; Metazoa; Chordata; Actinopteri; Perciformes; Serranidae
Gene: psenen
Product: presenilin enhancer, gamma-secretase subunit
Exons: 4
Coding region: 126-431 (101 amino acids)
Biological process (GO): Notch receptor processing
Cellular component (GO): gamma-secretase complex
Source: RefSeq, a predicted model, not a curated record
GGCGAAGAAGAAUGUGAUCUCGCAGUCAGUAGAAGAAGGAGGAAGUGAUUUUUGUGUCUGUUUAGUUUUUUUUUUUGCGACGAUUCUCUUGGCCUUACCAAUACCAGGAUCCACACUAAUUCACAAUGAACCUGGAACGGCUGCCCAAUGAGGAGAAACUCAGCCUGUGCAGAAAAUAUUAUUUAGGUGGCUUUGCAUUCCUUCCAUUCCUCUGGCUGGUCAAUGUUGUUUGGUUCUUUAAGGAGGCUUUUGUAAAGCCAGUCUACACUGAACAGCUCCAGAUCAAAACUUACGUGAAGCGGUCGGCCCUAGGGUUGCUGUUAUGGGUAGCAGUACUCACCACAUGGAUUACUAUUUUCCAGCACUUCAGAGCAGAGUGGGGGGAGGUGGGAGAUUACCUCUCCUUUACUAUCCCAUUGGGCAUUCCUUGAGACAUUUUUCCUGUGUCAGGUCUUUUGACUAUAACUAAUGAUCCACUAUAUUGGACCAAAGAAUUCUCCUUCUUUAACUACAGUGAAAGAUUCUGGUGAUUUGUCUGGUCUCUUGAGCUAAAUUCAAUGGCUGAGAAACGUUAAAGUAAUCGCUCAUGUCUUCAAAAGAUAAAUGCUGUAGGAUUUGAAAAUUCAUGUUUUUGUGCGUGCCAAUGCAUUUGAGAAAGUUCUUUGGUUUUAGAGUAGGCUGAUUAAUCUUGUAUAGCAGACGAUGUCAACUGUCAUGACAGUAUCUAAUGAUGAAGCUGGAUGUGCUUUCAGGAGCUUGAACAGUAGAUUCAACAAACUGUUUUUUUCCUUUGACUAAACUGUGGAGUUAAAUGUUGAUGUGUGAUUGUGCACCCCAAACUAUUUUUACCUGUGUAUGAAUGAUGGAUUAAAAAAAAAACAACAAUAAUGUCUCCAAGUCAUAAUGUUUUUCUCCAUGUAUGACUUUUCCCCUGGCAAGCACUCACACUCCUGUUGGUAUAUCAUUAUCCCACUAGGAUCUAUGAAUCUCUAUGGACUUGUUUGAUGACACAUUGAUGAGGAAUUUCCUCCAUAUAUAUACUCCUAAUAUUUAGCAUUGUUACAGAAGGCUCCUAAAGUCUGUACAAUCACUGGCGCCUGUUGUGAAACCCAAUACCUUAAUCCCUCCAAAUGUCGCCACUUCCCUAUCAUCCCAUGAGUCAUAACAUAAUCAGUGCCAUUUUUAGUCUCUCCAGUCAAAGUUUAAAUGACAGGUUUUACGUUACUAACAGGGAGACCAUGUGCCGGCUGCAUAAAGUGCUGACCUCAUUAGAGCGUGCCAAGAACAAGUCAAAAGUAUCGGCAUGUACUUUUAUGAUGCAGGGAGUCCCUUAAUAAAACUGAUAUAUGAGGAGUCAACCAAAGGAUCCUUCUAUGGACA